AUGGAGGUAGCGUUUCGUGAUAACACGCGAUAUAAAGGCUCAGCGAACGCAGUGGCGACUACGUGGGUGGUGUCGUUCAGCCAGCUACGCGAACGCGACACAUUUGCGGCAGAUUUGCUAGAGUUUAUAUCCUGUAUAGAGUGGAAGGCAGUACCAUGGUACUUGCUACCAAAGAGAGAUUCGGAAGAGGAGAUGGAGAAUGCAAUUGGCACGCUGUGCAGAAGAGAGGAAGACCAUACAGAGCCGGAUGAGGAAGAGUGGUAUGAUACCCACCGACUCGUGCACCUGGCGACACGGAUCUGGUUCAACAAGAAUGAUAAUUCAAGUAAAGUAGUGAAGGACGCAAUUCGGCAUGUUGCACAUGUCUUCCCUUUUACAGCGUACGACCGUGAGCUGAUCAUUUGGAGAGCGUAUUUACCGCACUCACUCCGAUUACUCAAUGGUGGGCAGCACUGCAACAAAAGCGACAUUUCGGAGCUGUGUCUGCGAGUAGGGAUCUGUCUGGGGAAAAAUGGCAGAUUACGGGAGUCGUUGGUAUGGGUGGAAAAGGCAUGUCAGCAGAGAGAUCACCUUAGCGAAGAUGAUCCAGAGCGCCUCGCCUCGCAGUAUCAUCUUGCAAUUAUAUACACAUUGGAUAGGCAGAUGGAAAAUUCGAUACUGCUGCUAGAGCGCAUAGUACAAGUACGUAUGAAGACGCCAUAUUCCGAGAGGCCAAGCUUACUGGCAUCGCUGGAUGCUCCCGCCAGAGCAUACGCUCUCAACGGACAGGGGCAUAAGGCGAGAGAGAUUCUAGAACGAGUGGUUGAAGCAGAAGAGAAGACACUACCGCCAGAGAACUACCAACUACUAUUAUUGCAACAGACGCUUGCAAGAGCAUACGAGGCCUGCAACCAAAUGCACAAGGCGGUGCCCCUCCAUGAAAAAGUCGUCAGAACAAGAGAAAAGAUACUGGCGCCGGGGCAUCCAGACAUACUGCACGCGCAGCACACCCUCGCGCGAUCGUACCUCCUGGCCGGACAGGAACAAAGAGCAGUGCCGCUGCUGGAACAAGUCAUAGAUGCGAGGGAUACAACGCUGAGUUCAGAGCACCCGAAUAGAAGAGAGCCAUGCAUGCAUGCGCCCCCAAGUCAAACAGAAUGA
This is a messenger RNA of Bipolaris oryzae ATCC 44560, 1140 nucleotides long. RefSeq lists its product as uncharacterized. The record is from RefSeq and is a predicted model, not a curated record. The transcript has 4 exons. The coding region runs from base 1 to 1140 and encodes 379 amino acids. Gene Ontology annotation, molecular function: protein binding. Lineage: Eukaryota; Fungi; Ascomycota; Dothideomycetes; Pleosporales; Pleosporaceae.